AUGACCAGAGCGGUGCAAGAUUGGAACGCGCAAACCGGUAAAAUCACUAAUCUGAGAGAUCCUACCGACAUGAGUGACGCGGUGACCGUGAAUUACCUAAAAUACGGCUAUCUCAACAGCAACGAAACAUCGCUGACUAACAAUAUUAAGGACGCCAUUACGAGGUUUCAGGAGAGGUUUGGACUACAGGUGACCGGAUAUGAAAACGAGGAGACGCUGAAGCUGAUGGACACACCCAGAUGCGGUAACUCGGACGAAGGCAUAGCCCCGUUUUCCGUGAACCCAUUAGUUAAAUGGAACUCAACUCGGGUCACGUGGAACAUGAUUGGCUCUGGCAUCCAGUAUGCCAACAUCGUUUGA
Molecule: messenger RNA, 360 nt
Organism: Homalodisca vitripennis (glassy-winged sharpshooter)
Lineage: Eukaryota; Metazoa; Arthropoda; Insecta; Hemiptera; Cicadellidae
Product: matrilysin-like
Exons: 2
Coding region: 1-360 (119 amino acids)
Biological process (GO): extracellular matrix organization; collagen catabolic process
Molecular function (GO): metalloendopeptidase activity
Source: RefSeq, a predicted model, not a curated record